AUGUCUCUCUGGAGCUCCUACAAAUCCCUCACCCCCAAAACGCGCGCGCUAUUCGGGGUCGGCGUGAUCGCCUGGGCAUCGAUCGGUCUCUGGACGUCGUCCCAGGUUGAGGAGGCGAUGGGAAUGGUUCCGACGGCGGCGGAGCAGGCGGAGCUGGAUCGGAAGUUGGCGAUUCGGGUUUCGAGGGUGGAUAAGGAGUGA
Aspergillus calidoustus is the source of this 201-nucleotide messenger RNA. NCBI's taxonomy places the organism in Eukaryota, Fungi, Ascomycota, Eurotiomycetes, Eurotiales, Aspergillaceae. The record is from the annotation of a GenBank genome assembly.